UCCAACGAUUUGCCGUCCUGAACAACGAUUUAGCUUCGAUUCGUUUUCGGCACACCAAGUGAGUCCUUUUAAACGCGGCUACACGUCACUUCUUCUCUCCAUGUCCUCUUCGUAUGCCUGUCGGCGUGAAAACCAACCAGUAACGGGUGGAGUCUGGCCGAUUCGCAUGCAAGAUGCGAUCGUCUUUCCAACGCAUAUUGCGAGCGCAUGCAUGCAGCAUGGAAGCCCCGACAGCCUUUCUGUCCAAGAAUAAGCAACCAUACUCUCGCAUUGCCUUCUCUCCCACUGGCAGGAAAUUGCUGGGAUGAUACACCAAUGUUGAGAGGGGCAUAUCUUCCUCCUCAUCCCGACCUAAUGUUGUACUGCUUGGUUUCACCGCUCUCAUAUUCUAUACUGGCUUUUAAGACUGACCUCCCAUCCUUUCUCUUUAUGAGUACUGCAGUCGCUGCGUUUAUUGCAUUCCGUGUCCAGCUCCCUGUUCGACAGGUCCUGCCUUUCUUUUCGGUCUUGUUACUGUAUCUCUUUCGUCCUCUGCCGCCCCUGGAUGCAGCCGAUAUCUCCAGCAUUAUUUUCAAUCAUCCCACUUCUCGCAUUAUUUGACUACUUUGGACAGCGGCCGGCCUCACCAUUGCCGUUGCACCACCACACCACCACGGCUUCGCCUCGAAUGUGCCAAAAGUAUCGGGCAGGCUUUGACUG
Messenger RNA from Aaosphaeria arxii CBS 175.79, 699 nucleotides. RefSeq lists its product as uncharacterized. Bases 208 to 600 code for a protein of 130 amino acids. The record is from RefSeq and is a predicted model, not a curated record. The transcript has a single exon. Lineage: Eukaryota; Fungi; Ascomycota; Dothideomycetes; Pleosporales.